Limanda limanda (common dab) is the source of this 3916-nucleotide messenger RNA. Its product is annotated as guanine nucleotide-binding protein subunit beta-4. Gene Ontology annotation, biological process: G protein-coupled receptor signaling pathway. Gene Ontology annotation, molecular function: signaling receptor complex adaptor activity; protein binding. Gene Ontology annotation, cellular component: heterotrimeric G-protein complex; cytoplasm. The record is from RefSeq and is a predicted model, not a curated record. Bases 350 to 1372 code for a protein of 340 amino acids. The transcript is spliced from 10 exons. NCBI's taxonomy places the organism in Eukaryota, Metazoa, Chordata, Actinopteri, Pleuronectiformes, Pleuronectidae.
GCUCGGUUGGUGAACAGUUGCUUUUAGUCUAAUGGACCCGAGUAGCUCGUUCCUGAGCCUCUAAAGCGGUGAAACCGAGUUGUAGUGAGCUUGGCUGCCUGCGGGCUUCGUCUCCCGGCAGGGACCGUGAUGGCUGCUGUCGUGUGAGAACAGGAGCGGGUCGAGAGGACGCAGGGAGCCGGAGAGAAGCAGCCUGUUUCAGGUGUCAACUGGUAAAAACGCCUGAGUGUGUGGGUGCGUUUGAGUGAGUGUGUGUCUGUGUGUGAGUGCACACGUGUAGGCACGUGUGUUUUCCCAGGCCAGUCAGUAUUUGGAGCAGAGGGUGACCUGAACACACCACAGAGGGACAAUGAGUGAGCUGGAACAGUUGCGGCAGGAAGCCGAGCAACUACGCAAUCAGAUCCGGGAUGCCAGGAAAGCCUGCAGCGACUCCACUCUGUCACAGAUCACAGCUGGUCUGGACUCAGUGGGCCGGAUACAGAUGCGGACGCGACGCACUCUCAGGGGCCACCUGGCCAAGAUCUAUGCUAUGCACUGGGGAAGCGACUCCAGGUUACUCGUCAGUGCCUCGCAGGAUGGAAAGCUUAUCAUCUGGGACAGCUACACAACAAAUAAGAUGCAUGCCAUCCCACUGCGCUCCUCAUGGGUGAUGACAUGCGCCUACGCCCCCUCCGGUAACUAUGUGGCCUGCGGAGGCCUGGACAACAUAUGCUCUAUAUACAGCCUGAAGACCCGUGAAGGCAAUGUGCGCGUUACGCGAGAGCUGCCGGGACACACAGGUUAUUUGUCCUGCUGUCGUUUCUUGGAUGACAACCAGAUACUGACCAGCUCUGGAGACACCACCUGUGCAUUGUGGGACAUAGAGACAGGCCAGCAGGCUACCGUCUUCACUGGCCACACAGGAGACGUGAUGAGUUUGUCUCUCAGCCCUGACUACAAGACCUUUGUGUCAGGAGCCUGUGAUGCCACCUCCAAGCUUUGGGACAUCCGUGAUGGCAUGUGCAGGCAGUCCUUCACCGGCCACGUGUCCGACAUCAACGCUGUCACCUUUUUCCCCAAUGGAAACGCCUUUGGCACAGGCUCAGAUGACGCCACCUGCAGGCUGUUCGACCUGCGUGCCGACCAGGAGCUGAUGAUGUACAGCCAUGACAACAUCAUCUGCGGGAUCACCUCUGUGGCUUUCUCCAAGAGCGGCCGUCUGCUCCUGGCCGGCUACGAUGACUUCAACUGCAAUGUUUGGGACACUCUGAAAGGGGAGCGCGCAGGUGUGUUGGCGGGCCACGACAACAGAGUGAGCUGUUUAGGGGUGACAGAAGACGGCAUGGCUGUAGCCACCGGCUCCUGGGACAGUUUCCUCCGGAUCUGGAACUAAAACAGACCUCCUCCCCCCGCCACACCCAAUCACUGCCUGCCAACCUCCACCUUGCAAACUCCCCCCCACCCACGAUAUCCCCCAACUCAUCUGCUGGGCUGGACCUGAGGGGUGCACACUGUCAGCCAAAAUCCUCUUCAUUCACCCCCAGUUCUCCUCUCUCCGGCCCACCUGAGAGAGAGUACUGACUCUUUCUACCUUUCCAAGUGAUUUUCUUGUUUGCCCAGCUACACACACAAAAAUAAGAACCGUCCAGUAGAGUUGUCCAAUCAAAACAAAAGUAAAAGUUACAAAAAACUGAAGGAGAAAAAGUAGAAGAUUUCGUCUGUUACAAUGACCAACAACAAAUGCGAUGACUGUCGGUGUGUAAUAUGUAAAUGUAUAUAUAAAGACAGUAUAUAUGUAUAGCAUUAUGUGUGUAUAUAUGCAUCAUAUAUGCAUAUAUAAUGUGUAUGUAUAUAUUUUUGUAGUUUAUUUCCCACCCUUGAGUUUUUUAAUAUAAUUUGGGGGGUUUUACGUUUUGUUUCAAAUGCACUUAUUGACACAUCAAAAUGCCAAAUACACUUAUUUGGGCCCAUGUGACUUUCAGACCAGUUCGACAUAGCAACGGAUCAUAAUUUGACCUAAAAAGUCUCCUUUACAUUUUCUAGCAUUUGCUGUCAGUGAACCUCUCUCAUCCAGCAACAAAACAAAAAAAGCAGAUGACGAGCAAACAACAAUUUUCAAAAACAAUUAUUUGGCUCCGCUCAACUCCCUUUCCUCAUUUAUAUGUGUAUUAUGGUCACAGGCAGUGGGCUUAACUCGGGCAUCCUGCACCUCUAAAUGUUGCUUUCAUGUGAAUGAUGACUGUGAUGGCAUUCUUUUCUUUUGCUAUUUGUUUUUUGACAACACCACCCCGAGCAUUCCUCACCACAGACUUUUAUUUUGGAAGGAAACUGUCACACUGCUGUGGUUGUGAUUAUAGAGACGGAGCUUAAAACCAACAAGCUUUGUUUUAAGGUUUUUAGUUUGAAUUCAGCUUUAGCUCCAAACUAGAGGCAAGUGAAUUUUAGGCUAAAAUAAGAAAAUGUUCGGAAGUCCUGCUUUGGUCUCGAUCUGAGAGGAUUUCAAAUUAUCAGAUGCUGAAUAUCUGAAGACCACAGCCAUUCCAUGCAAACUGCUGUGAAAUGAUCAAUAACCCAAUAAUGCUCCUAAACAUCAUCUGCAUCGUGUCUCUUGUAGCCUUCUGAAUCUACACUUAUCCUAUAAUUUGGCAUGAGCAUCUCAAGUCGCCCAUACAAAUGACACUGUGGAGAGAGAUCUGUUCUCCCUGAGCAGACGCUGCUCUCUACUUGUGUAUGGACUAUCAGAAACAGAGAUUGCUCAGUCGCCAUGUGAGGAUAUGACAAGACGAUUUAAGGACAGCAGUGACUCUGUCAGAGGCCUCUGAGGACCAGAGAACAGAAGAAGAGUGAGAAACCUGUCUGUCAGUGCUCACCACGUUAUUUUUCUUUUUCUUUCCUAAAUGAAGGAUCAAUGUGUCCUUUUUGUUGUUAACAAGGUGUGAACUGAGUGACUGCAUGGGACUGAAAUCAUGUUAGCCACUCCAAAAAACACAUCAGUGCCACCACAAGCCUGUAAAAAAAAAAAAAAAAAAACAAACAAAAAAAAUUGAAGGGUUUAACACACAGCAAUUUCUUUUUCGUCACCAAAAACAUGUUAUGAACUGUUAGAUAUUGCUAGUGUAGAAAGUACACUUGGUAGACAGACAUGUACAUUUAAUAGAGAGCUAGAGAUGCACUCACAAACUGUAGUACAAACGUAUACCAUGGAGCACGUGACUUAUUUACCCAUAGAGAUAGUAGUUCUGAUUUUUGAGUAUUUGCUCAUCAGGCAUCUUCCAUUAUUUUGGUUCUUCUAAUCUAAAGGCUUAAUUUUUUUUUUUUUUUUUAAGAUUAAAACAAAUAAUGUGCGUGAGUUGGACCUAUCCAUCAGCUGUCUCAGGUGCCUAUCUCUGAAUAUUAACAUUGGACACACAUGCGCCGGAUAAAGAAGGGGCUUGUGCUCCUUUUGGGAUGUGGCACUUAAGUGUCUCAUCCUGCCUUACGAUACCAUUCAUAAAAGAAGGUAAUACGUGCAUCGACAACUGCAAUGUUCUCCUCUUGCUAUUCCUUUUUACACACUGAUCAACAAGAAGAUUGCUAUUUCUCUUUCUUUCCCGAUAGAAGCACAUUCUGAUACUAGUGAACACUAAAAGCAUGCUUACGGUAAACCACAUGCAGCGCCAUACUGCUUCUUAUAGCAAGUGUUUUACAUCACUUUUUAUACAAUUCUGUUUUCUACUACUACCGUACAGUUUGUAGUAUUUAUCAGCUGUUAAUGAAACCCCCUAUUUGGCGAACCUGUAUUUUUUUUUUUUUAAGUUUGAGCUGCUUCUACCCGGCUUUGCAUUAAAGGAAUCCAUUUGGAGAGAAUUUAAAAAUAACAGUUCUAGUUUUAAGCCUGAGAAUAUCUCUGAGGUGUGUAGGAUGAGAUAUGUAUCGCAUAUCAGUGUGGAGGUGUGUG